Molecule: messenger RNA, 776 nt
Organism: Arachis stenosperma
Lineage: Eukaryota; Viridiplantae; Streptophyta; Magnoliopsida; Fabales; Fabaceae
Product: citrate-binding protein-like
Exons: 2
Coding region: 251-673 (140 amino acids)
Source: RefSeq, a predicted model, not a curated record
UAGUUGUUGAGCAAAAAGAAAAAAAAUGUGCAGCUCAUCAUGCAAUAAUCAUUCUAUUCUAUCUAUAUCUAUGUUUUUCUUCUGUUAUUUUGUGUAGAAAAUUUCGUAGGGGCAAUAGCAUAUGGAGAUCCUGCUCUUGGAUUUAGCCCUGUUCCUUUGACACAAGCUAAUUUGAAAUUGUAAAAACCAUAUGACAUACCAUUGGAGUAUUGGACCAAAGGUAUAGCUAUGAACAUGGAAUCCAUCGAUUAUGCUCUAUGCCAACGACAAGCCUCGUGAACCAACCAUCCGCAUUCAACCUCGCACGGAAAUUCGUAUCUUAGGGCUUGACUACAACUCAGGGGUGUGGCAAUUUGAAGGAUAUGGUUUUGUACCAAAUGGAACAUCUGGUGCUACAAUGGCACAGAUUCAUGGUGCUGCACAUGGUGCUACCACACUUAUACUAAGAAUAUAUAAUUAUGGAGAAAUGAGAUACUACAGCAGAGAUUUAGUGGCUGAAAAUCUUUAUGACAAGUGGUUCAGACUCAAUAUCAUUCAUGAUGUUGAUGGUGGAACCGUUUCAAUAUUCAUUGAUGGAAAGAAAAAGUUUCAUACAUGGAAUCAAGAUGAAGAAAGAUCAAAAUUUAUAGAUUAUAAUAAUUUUGUUCAUUCAAUAAUAAUCCAUUGUUAUUAGUAUUCUCUGUUUAGUUGAUCCAAGAUCCAAAAUUAAGUUGGUUUGCUCUCCAACCCAAAUUUAAUCAAAUUGGUUGACCAUAUUCUAUUUCUAAUUAAUAUGU